Messenger RNA from Chelonia mydas (Green sea turtle), 2227 nucleotides. It is a transcript of the gene UBE2V1, whose product is annotated as ubiquitin conjugating enzyme E2 V1. The record is from RefSeq and is a predicted model, not a curated record. Lineage: Eukaryota; Metazoa; Chordata; Testudines; Cheloniidae. Bases 161 to 604 code for a protein of 147 amino acids. Gene Ontology annotation, cellular component: nucleus. The transcript is spliced from 4 exons. Gene Ontology annotation, biological process: protein K63-linked ubiquitination; DNA damage tolerance.
UCCCUCUGGUCAGCCCCGCCCCGCCUCCAGGCCCUUUCUUACUGCGCCCGCCUGCACUGCGCCCCCUCAGCCAGUCCCCGGACUCGCUUACCGCCGCACUUCCCGCGUUAAGGUGACGUCGGCGGCAGGGCCGGGCGAGUCGGAGCGACAGCGGCGCAAGAUGGCGGCCACCACGGGCUCGGGAGUAAAAGUUCCUCGUAAUUUUCGACUGUUGGAAGAACUUGAAGAAGGUCAGAAAGGAGUAGGAGAUGGUACAGUUAGCUGGGGUCUUGAAGAUGAUGAAGAUAUGACACUUACAAGAUGGACAGGAAUGAUUAUUGGGCCUCCAAGAACAAUUUAUGAAAACAGAAUAUACAGCCUUAAAAUAGAAUGUGGGCCCAAAUAUCCAGAAGCACCUCCAUUUGUAAGAUUUGUAACAAAAAUUAAUAUGAAUGGAGUAAAUAGUUCUAAUGGAGUGGUGGAUCCCAGAGCCAUAUCAGUCCUAGCAAAAUGGCAGAAUUCUUAUAGUAUCAAAGUUGUUCUGCAAGAACUUCGGCGUCUAAUGAUGUCUAAAGAAAAUAUGAAACUUCCUCAGCCACCUGAAGGACAAUGUUACAGCAAUUAAUUUAAAAAACAACAACAAAUCAUGCCCCUUUAUUCAAUUUAAGCUGUCUUCAUUUUCCACAGUAGUAAAUUUUCUAGAUGCAUCUUGUAGACCUCAAAGUACUGGAAAGGAAGUUCCCGUUCAAAGGAAGUUUAUCUUGAGAUACUGUAAAUGAUACUAAUUUUUCAUUUGAAAUAUAAGUUGUGCUAUAACAAAUAAUCUUGUCAUGUGUAACCACUGUCCACAUAGUUGAACUUCUGGUAUCAAGAAAAGUCUAUUUAAAUUUAUUACUGUCAAGACCAGUGUGGCACAUUUAAUUCAACUGUGAAAACAUAUAUCACACAAUCACCUUGCUGUGUGUUUGGCCUGGGUUGUUGGGUUUUUUUCUUUCUCUGUCUUUUGCAAUAGAGUUGAAGCUCAGGGCUAUUUAUUAGAAUAGACACAAAGGUUUUAGCUUCCAGGACUAUGCUGGGCUUUGUGGACUACUAAUGGGGAUGUGUGCUAACCUCAAUCAUCCCUCCCUUUGUGCUAUCUCUAGUAAAGGCUGAAUGUGACUGUGGUUGGUUUUAUUUUUUAAGUCCUAGUAGUCUAGGGCAGGCUUUCCUUCUUCCCUUUGGCCAAGGCACAGAUUGUAUUUCUCCUCCUGCCCCUCCCCUCCUCCCCGAAUAACAUGGGCCUUGGAUGAGGGAUUCAGGGUUUUUUCAAUCUUUCCUCUCCCCCAUCUUCCUAGAGGGGGUGCUGCUUUAUUUUUGCCCCUUUUGUGAGUCUUCUCCUUACCCCUGGCCAGUGGCCAGCAGGAGCAAGUGUUUGGGCAAUCACCUGACCUGUCCCCUCAUGCUUGUCAUUUUGUUUUUCCCAAUGAAUUUAGUCUUCACCAGCCUGGGAAACAAGAGUAUCUAUUCUGCUCGCAAACUUGGAUCUCCCUUGCCCCCAUGGCACUGCUGCCACACCGCCAAGCUGGCCAUGGCUGAUGUUAUUAGAUAGGCUUUUGACAUGGUGAAAAGAGCAGUAAUUUACCAGGAUUGCUUGGAUUUGCUAGCUGCCAAACUUUAAUGGGGAAGAUCUGCAUGUAGAAAUUCUAAACACACACUCCAAUACAACCAGUCAAAUUUUGGUGCUUCAAAAUUGACCUGAGGAUGUUAACUAAUAAACAGUGCACUUACUUUUGAUCCUUUUUAAAGACCUGACAAUUAGAAACAAAUCAACGUAGUGUAGACUUUGUUUUGACACUUCACGUGUUGUGAGAGAAACUCUUCCAUGAAGAUUUAGGGAUAAAUGGUGUGCACAGCAGAUUAGAGAGAGACCUUACUGGCAUGCCUCCUGGCAAAUCACUGCCUUUUCUGACUUACUGUUUUGGACCACAAACUGCUGAUAUGUGGAUGCAAGCUUAAAUACAAACAACCUAGUGUGUCCUAAGUUUUAUGACAAAUUCAGUGUUUGUGUAAAAACCACAUUUUAAAGCAGCGGCUAUCAAGUCAAUGAACAAUUGAUGUUUCCAUUAACUCUUUUGAGGAAAAUAUUAGUUGUAAGGAUUUAACAUCCUCUGUAAUUAAAGUUUAACAUAACAGUAUUCCAUAAGCAGCCUUUUUAUUGUAUCAGACCAUUGCCUGAUUUUAAUAUAAUAAAAAGUGUGCAUUAAUAUUA